AUGUCAUUGGUCUGUUUCACAUGUCUGCUGAUGUGCCGGGUUAGGCUGUUACUUAUUUCGUAACACAACAAUGUUUAGCGUUUGAGUGCUGUUUAUGCCAUCUCUUUUGCUGUGCAAUUAGGAGUUUUUUGAGAACAACUAGCCGUACUCAAACUGGGUGGAAACUGAUCAAGUCGUAGACAGCGUUACAUUCAUCUGUACCUAGCUAACAGAAGCUAACGUUAGCUAGCUGCUUAGUCCAUAUAGGUUAUUCGUAUUUACGCUAGAAUGGGUGAGGAAAUAAACGACAACCUCAUUAAUAGCGGCAAUGGAUCUGCUAACAACACCAAUGCUGAGGAAAACGGCGAAACAGUGGGAAGUGAUGUGAAAUAUUACACAUUGGAAGAAAUAAGAGUGCACAAUAUGAGCAAUGACACAUGGCUCAUCAUCCACGAUAAAGUAUACGACAUAACAAGUUUCCUUGAAGAGCAUCCGGGAGGUGAGGAGGUUUUGCUGGAGCAGGCAGGUGCAGAUGCCACAGAAAGCUUUGAGGAUGUGGGUCAUUCCACAGAUGCCAGAGAGAUGCUCCAGCAGUACUACAUUGGGGAACUUCACAUGGAUGACAGGAAAAAGGAGAAACCAAAGGAGGUGCAUGCCACAAAUUCAGGAGAAUCCGGCUCCUGGACCACAUGGUUGAUACCUGCAAUCGUUGCAGGUGUUGUUGGUGUCAUGUAUCGCUACUACAUGUUUGAACACAAGUCCUCUUGAGUGCUGGCGUCUUGUUUUCAUCUCAUUCUUUUCAUCUGGAGGCCUUGAAAUGUUUGACCAAAACCUCCUCACACUGAAUGCACACAAUUAGGAGUGUCUGCAUCCUCUGCAACAAGAAAAGGAGGGGAGCAGUUUGAUAAAGUACUUUUGUCCUUGUCCGUCUACAUAGAGGGCACCAAAUCGACAGUUGGGCAGAGACUUUAUUAAAUUGUCUGCCUUCAGUUUCUUUGUGUUUCAUUGUCACUAUGCCUGUUGUCAUUAAUGUUAAAUGUUGUCUUUAACUUAAACUUUCAUAUGCAUUUGACCCUGUUUUGUCUCUGUAUGGUCAUUACCCAUUUUUGUGCUCAGAGAAAGGUUUUGCUAACAGCCUGGUAUACAUGCACCGUCAUUACACAGGGAGAUAAAGUGGAAAGAUUUAGGGAGAUGAUGUUAAGUAUGCAGACUGGUGAUGACAGUGACCAUUCUAUUUUUUUACAUUGACUUAUAACUUCUGAUGCAUUUUUUUUUAGUUUUAAUAAAGUGAGAAAUGUCACCACUACCUAACUUUCAAUAGUAAUCAUAAGUUUGUUCCAUUCACUCCUUACUGCACAGUUCUGCUGUUAAACAAUGCUUGUUUGCAUCACUUGGUUGUAAACACAUAAUCUUUCCAAUUAUGUAAAUGCAAUGUCAGAUUUUUGUGUCUGUUCCUUUUUGAAAAUAGUGGUGAAUUAUAUUGUAUCAGUGAUUAUUUAAAGGUAGAAUGUGUUCUGACUUUGCUGGUUUUUCUACAGAUGUGUUAUCAGGAAUUUGUGUAAAUGUUCAAAAUACCUGAUCCAUAAAUGAAUAUAAAUUUGUGUAGUAUGUAAUAAUAGAAUAAUAUUUUACUACCCAGAUAUAAUAGCUGGCAGUGAAUGAGUGAAUUCCCUUAAGAGAAAAGAAGUAUUUGUGCUGUUUAAAAUGUUUUUUUUUUUUCUCACUAUGCCAUUUGUUAUUUAACUGAUGCUUUUUCACGACCUUGUUUCAUUAUAAUGCAUCCUAAUUGAACAUUUUGGAUGAAUGGUACUGGCAACUGUCACUGAAGGGUUUGAAUUAUAUUCAGUGAAGUCUGGUGUGUGUUUAUUGUUUGGCCGCUGUUGGUAAAUUGGCAGACUUACCAGUUCUCGUUGGAGCCAUAGAUGAGCAGUUGAUUACUGCACAUAUUCAAUAAUCAAUUUUAGUUACUAGUGUUUUUUAACUUUCAAGGUUGCUGUUCAGAUUUUGGCAAUGUUGAAUAGGAUUUGGUGUAGGUAAGCUUUGCAUAGCAUUUCUAAAAUCACGUUUAUUGAAUAUUCUGAAAUAGACAUUUUAUUUAAUAUUACUAUUUAAUAUUACAAUUGAACCAUAACAGUUUGAAAUCCAUUUAUCACCUGUCAGUUCACAAAAGUUCAAAAUUUCUGAAUAUAACUUGCUGCUAUUUUUACAUUUGACUACAAUAUUAUUUGAGGAUGUCAAAAGUUAGUUUGUUGACUGUAAACAUUUGCCAUCUCUUUGCAUUUCAACUGCCAUUUCUUGUCAUUAAAACUCUGAAUAAAAUGAAUCUU
Molecule: messenger RNA, 2306 nt
Organism: Toxotes jaculatrix (banded archerfish)
Lineage: Eukaryota; Metazoa; Chordata; Actinopteri; Toxotidae
Product: cytochrome b5
Exons: 5
Coding region: 268-747 (159 amino acids)
Cellular component (GO): membrane; intracellular membrane-bounded organelle
Molecular function (GO): heme binding
Source: RefSeq, a predicted model, not a curated record